AUGGAAUAUGUAUGGCCGGCGACAAGAUAUCAGAUGCGACUCGACCCGGAGCACCCGGACUUCCGAGAGAGAUUUUUCCGUCUGAACCACGUCCGAUGGGAAGAUGUGUGGGACGGACAUCGCCUUCUACCGCGUCCCCCACAGGCGACUCCUUCGCCACCUCUUCAACCCUCUCCUGAACCCAUUCGCCCAACGGAAAAGAAGAGGAGAAGAAGGAAGUGCGCCAAGCCUGCCCGCAAAUCAGCCCCAACAACAGGAGGAGUCAAGAAGCCACAUCGUUACCGUCCAGGAACCGUCGCUCUUCGUGAGAUCAGACGUUACCAAAAGUCCACCGAGCUCCUCAUCCGCAAGUUGCCAUUCCAGCGACUUGUUCGUGAGAUCGCCCAGGACUUCAAGACCGAUCUUCGAUUCCAAUCUUCCGCUGUCAUGGCUCUUCAAGAGGCUGCUGAGGCUUACCUCGUCGGACUCUUCGAAGACACCAACCUGUGCGCCAUCCACGCUAAGCGAGUCACCAUCAUGCCAAAGGAUAUCCAACUUGCCAGACGUAUCCGAGGAGAGCGCGCUUAA
Messenger RNA from Caenorhabditis remanei, 567 nucleotides. RefSeq lists its product as uncharacterized. Gene Ontology annotation, molecular function: structural constituent of chromatin; DNA binding; protein heterodimerization activity. The record is from RefSeq and is a predicted model, not a curated record. Gene Ontology annotation, cellular component: nucleosome. The transcript has a single exon. NCBI's taxonomy places the organism in Eukaryota, Metazoa, Nematoda, Chromadorea, Rhabditida, Rhabditidae. Bases 1 to 567 code for a protein of 188 amino acids.